Molecule: messenger RNA, 519 nt
Organism: Ascochyta rabiei
Lineage: Eukaryota; Fungi; Ascomycota; Dothideomycetes; Pleosporales; Didymellaceae
Exons: 2
Coding region: 1-519 (172 amino acids)
Source: RefSeq, a predicted model, not a curated record
AUGAGACGGACGAUGCUAUCACGAUAUGUUCUAUAUAUGUUAUGCGGCGUGAGCGGUGCACUUUCACGAGCGGUCCCAGAUGCUGGACAAGUGCCUUUACUAAAGGACUCACAACAACACGACCCCAAGCCACAGGGUUUGGAAGUCAUGGUUGCAUUCAAAAGGAGUGGAGACGACCACGAGGCGAUGUGGCACCUCCCCCUUCGACAGCCACAACGAGGGUCUCUGUUGCAAGGCGACUCCUGGAGGAAUGCGCGCAAAGAGGUGAACGCCAUAGGCAUAGUGGCCGUAGUCGACGUGCAGACAGGGACAUCGGCAGGACUCGAAGAGUUGGCGCAGGUUAGGUGUACAGUCGAACCGGUGUUCAGCGAGGAGGAAGUCAGGGCAGCCGCUGUGUCUGGUGCGGAGCUGGGUGUUUGGCCGCAUUUCGGUGUGGAAGACGGGAUGGUACGCUUUGAUCGAUCCGAGUCGAGGUGGUUCCUGGCAGGCAGAUCAAUUGAAACUGUAGAGUGCUGGUGA